CUGAGAGCGCACUCGGAUAUUUCUUGACAGCGGCAGCCUGGGCAGAGUUUUCUGUCUGGUCAAACAUAAACAUGUCGAUAUUUACGCCAACAAACCAGAUACGGCUGACCAACGUGGCGGUGGUGAGGAUGAAGAAAGCAGGGAAGCGCUUUGAAAUCGCCUGCUACAAGAACAAAGUGAUGAGCUGGAGAUCGGGAGCAGAAAAGGACCUGGACGAGGUUUUGCAGACACACUCUGUUUUCGUGAAUGUGUCCAAGGGUCAGGUGGCAAAGAAGGAUGAUUUGACCAAAGCCUUUGGGACAGAUGAUCUGACAGAAAUCUGUAAACAGAUCCUGGCCAAAGGAGAGCUCCAGGUGUCAGACAAGGAGAGGCAGACUCAGCUGGAGACCAUGUUCAGGGACAUCGCAACUAUUGUGGCAGAGAAGUGCGUCAACCCUGAGACCAAGAGGCCGUACACGGUCAGCCUCAUCGAGCGGGCGAUGAAGGACAUCCACUACUCUGUCAAGGCUAAUAAGAGCACUAAGCAGCAGGCUCUGGAAGUGAUCCGGCAGCUGAAGGACACCAUGGAGAUCCAGAGAGCCCACAUGAGGCUGCGGUUGGUGCUGCCAGCCAAAGAGGCCAAGAGGCUGAAGGAGAAGCUGAAACCGCUCCUGCAGGUUGUGGAGAGUGAAGACUUUGACGAGGAGCUGGAAAUGGUGUGUCUGGUGGAUCCCGGCUGCUACAGGGAGAUCGAUGAGCUGAUCCGCUGUGAGACUAAAGGCAAAGGCUCUCUGGAGGUUGUCAGUCUGAAGGAUGUUGAGGAGGGAGAUGAGAAGCUAUAGUAACCCAACCAGUCAGGACUCUGCACCUUAUCCACACUAACAUGCUUCACUGCGGCACACAAACUGCAAACUCAUUUAAAAGACAUAUAAUUAUAUAUAUGAUCAGAUUCACGCUAAUUUCAGUCAUUCCUAUUUCCCAGCUUCUCUAUAUUUAAAGGAUUUAUUGGACUGAAAAAAGGUUUGUUCCAUUUGCAUUGUGGGUGGAAUGUAUUUGAAAAUAUGUUGGAGCAUUUAUACCUAAAUGCACAGGUCAGUAAACGCAUCUGAUGGCCUGCGUUGACUUAUUUAGGUUCUUCACACUGGCAUCUCUGCACCAUUAGCAGCAGCUCUGGAUGAGGUUGUUUCUGCCUUCCAUCAGACUCUGUGUGACAUGUAGCUUUGCUCAGUGUCUCGAUUUUAUGGUUAAUUUCUUUAACCCAUUUAUAUUUUGUCAUAGUGAAUGAGUUUGCACUGUAGCAAAUAAAUAUUUAACAAAAGAUUUGA
This is a messenger RNA of Toxotes jaculatrix (banded archerfish), 1304 nucleotides long. RefSeq names its product SBDS ribosome maturation factor (gene sbds). The record is from RefSeq and is a predicted model, not a curated record. Lineage: Eukaryota; Metazoa; Chordata; Actinopteri; Toxotidae. The transcript has 5 exons. Gene Ontology annotation, biological process: ribosome biogenesis; cytosolic ribosome assembly. The coding region runs from base 72 to 821 and encodes 249 amino acids.